This is a messenger RNA of Dufourea novaeangliae, 3678 nucleotides long. RefSeq names its product WD repeat-containing and planar cell polarity effector protein fritz (gene frtz). Gene Ontology annotation, biological process: establishment of protein localization; cilium organization; nervous system development. Gene Ontology annotation, cellular component: axonemal basal plate. Lineage: Eukaryota; Metazoa; Arthropoda; Insecta; Hymenoptera; Halictidae. The record is from RefSeq and is a predicted model, not a curated record. Gene Ontology annotation, molecular function: protein binding.
AUGUUUACAUUAUUGGGUGAAGUAAACUUAUGGAGCUUUGAUGACAACAUUAACAUAAAGAGUACAGAUUUUGGUGCAUUCCGGUAUCAUGAUAAGCGUAUUGAUAAUUUAAAAUCUCUAAGGCACUAUUAUGAAUUAAUAACAUAUUUCUAUUCUAUUUGGAACUCGUUUUUUUAGGAUCAAUUGAAAGACAAUUCAAUUAUAUAUUGUCAGUGGUACGAUGAUUGUGUCUUGCAGUUGAUGUUAAAUAAUGCUUUAUUAAUACAAAUACAAGUUAAUAUUGCUACUGGUGAUAUAUACAAAAUAACUUUUGAUAAAUACCUUGUUGGGAAACUUUCUGAGUACAUAUCAGAUGUGAUAAUUACUAAAAACUACGUGCUUUGUACCUAUAAUGAUAAUCAAGUAAGCCUUGUACAUUUUACAAGAUCAAAAAAGCAUGUCUUUGAUAAAAUUAGUAAACUUGAACCAAAAUUAUCUACAAUUGAUCUGUUUGGUCCAAAUGGACGUAGGUUAGAUAAAAAAGUACAGACUAACAAAUGCAAUGACUUGAUAUUAAUUUGGUGGAAAUCCACAAUGAAUGAAGUUUAUCCAUGGAGUCCAGCUGUGAAAGAACAUGAUCGUGCAAAUAUACAUCUAUAUCGUCUAAUAGGAGUAAAAUUAGAAUUAAUUUGUUACAUACGUAGUGAGUUUGAUCCCUUGUGUAUAAUAUUUGAUGCAUGUCAUGAUAAUAUUAUUCAUUCAGUAGAACAAAAAGUAUCAAGAAAGGGUGAAGUGACUAUAGAAUGGAGAACAUAUGAAGUUUCCCAGCAAGAUAAACUGCAAAGAAUAGCAGUAACUUCUGUGCCUUUGCCUACACAUACAAGCUGUAUAAAAUUCUCACCUAAUCAGGAAUUGUUAUUAUUAGGUUGCAUAGAUGGUUCUGUAAUAAUUUAUGAUCAAAAUAGAGCCACCACUACUAGUGUCAAAGCAAGUUUUAUACCAACGUUAGCAUCAUGGCAUAGUAACGGAAUAAUAUUUAUCAUUGGAAAUGAUAAAGGUCAAUUCCAACACUUCGAUAUUUCUUUGUCAUGUAUUAAAAGUCAAACAUUAAGUGAGGAUGUAACGCCAGCCAAUAUUUUAGAUUUGUCUUCAUAUUUUAGAACUCAACCAGCAUUGCUUCGUAUGGAAUGGAAUAAAAAAAAUGAUAUAAAUUGUUAUAUUGAUUGGCAUACUCAUGGACAUUCACUCCUACUAUUAAUUUUUCAACGAGGCCCUAUAGGUGUGAUAAAAAUGUUGGAAGGAGAUUCUUUGUCUGGAGAUGUAUUAAUUAAAAGAUACUUAUCUCUGUAUCAAAUCGAGCAAGCAACUUCCUUAUUGUUGUCUAUGAAUUGGGAUAUCUAUCCUCGUGCGUGUAUGCAUGCAUUAAACCAGAUUUUGAAUCACUUAUUUAAACUUCCAUUGACACCAGAACGUGAAAACCUCAUACAAAAUGCUUUGGGGAGUUUUCAUAUUCCUGUUAAACCAAUUAGUCAUGCUAUCGAGGAGGAAUAUGGAGAUGAAAUAAGAGAUUUGACAAGAAGAUUCUUUUAUCACUUAUUAAGGUAUCAAAUGUUCGAAAAAGCCUUUAGGCUUGCUAUAGAUCUAGAUGAUCAUGAUCUUUUUAUGGAUAUACACUUUUAUGCAUUAAUUGUAAAUGACAUGGCAAUGGCUACUGCAGCAAAAGAGAAUGCUGAACGUAUAUUGAGUAGAUCCAACAGUUGCAAUAGUUCACAUUCCACAUGCUCCAGAGCAUCAUGUUCGCUAUGUUCCGAUUCAACGAGUGAUAAAGUAGAGGAAUCUUACAGUGAUGAGAGUGAAAAUUCCUCCAAGGAAAAUCGGACUGAUGCAAAACAUUCUAAGAGUUACAGUUAUAAAAAAGAUUCCAAUAGUCACAUUCCACCUUUACCAAUUCUUGAUCCACAUCAUCUUAACAAAAGCUUGUUACCUACGUCAUUUGUGGAUGUUCCAUCUAGUGAAAACACUGAUUAUAAUUUAGUAUCAACAUCUUUCAACAUGCCCAAUACUACUCUUACAACAUCUCCCUUUAAUCAUUCAUCCCAUCUUUCACUUUUAAACACGUUUUUCGCAUCAACGUCAUUUAACAAACCUCUAUAUAAAACACAUGGAACGCAUGCACCACAAACAUCUGUAGCAACUACUCCUAGCCCACAAUCUUUUGCUAAUAUUUCUGAAGACUUAAUGACAACUUCAUUUGGAAGUUUGUCUACGAAUGAACGAAAAACUGCAGUAUCUAAUCGACUUAAUGAAAAUUCAAUAGAUCCUACACAGAACAAAUCUAUACACAAUGACAUGCAGUUUUCCCUUAAUAGUGCAUCUGAUAGCACAAUAACGACAACUUUAACGCAAGAGAAUAGCUUCAUAUCAACUCCUUUUAACAGUCCAUCAUAUGAGACAGUUACAUUAGAUAGUUCGUCUAACUUACUAAGGUCUUCGUUAGAUAACAUGGAUAGCAACAUUAUGUCAACAUCUUUUAGCACACUCGGUACAAAUAUUCCAAAUCCGUAUGACAAUUCUUUUAGUAAUUUGGUAACUAGUGAAUCAAAUUCAACCACAUCUUCGUCUUCUAUGAAAAAUAUGAAGUUACCAGGUGCAAUGAAUGACUUCACGCCUAAAACAACAACUCCUGAUUCUGUUUCAACAAACAAAUUAACUUCUAGUUUUCAUGGUAAUCAUAGUAAUCUUAUGACAACUUCGUUCAAUUUUCUUGACAAUCAAGUACAAGAUUCUCGUAGUAGUAUUGGAAAAAGCGUAAGUAACGAUGAUAAUCACAAGGGCAUCAAGUUACAACCAUCUUUCGCGGGAAAAAAGCUAGGAGACAUUAAUAUCCCACCACCACCUCCCUCCUUAACAAAUUCAUUUACAAAUUACUUUCAUAAUCUUCCAAGAAAGAAUCUUCCUUUAUCUAGAAGUACCUCCGGUUUGGCAGAUAUCGAUGAACCUAUCCAAACGUUUUCGCCCAUCAAAACGAGAAAUAUCUCGGCGCACUUACUGCAGAAACAAAGUUCCACAACUAACAUUUUACAAACUCAUCAUAAACAUGGGAACAUUAAGCCUUCUAAAUAUAGACUUAAUUAUGAUCUUGAUUACAUUUCAUUCCAUGGAAGUUGUGAUAAUAUAAAUAUACAUUCCUCUACUAAUAACGUAAAACUUGGUACCUCUCAGUUUCCUCCCGCGUAUAGUGUUCAAAAUAGAUUCGACAGUAGACAUUCGAAACUAGUAUCACAAAAUAGUACAAAUGUUAAUGUUAGCAAAGAAACUAAGGUAUCUUCGAACAUACCACCUCUACCAAUUAUAUCUAGCUCUACAUCUAAUUCUAUAUCCUGUUCUCCAUUCUCUGCAUUCCCAGACACAGCAUUAACAAAUGAAAAACCAAAAGUGAAGUUUUCAGAUACAGUAACACACAUAUUUGUACCUGACACUGGUCAACUACAUAAACAAAAACGUUCUACAAUUACUCAAGUGCCACUGACUGAUCCAAAACGCGAAUUAGCAGAAAGCCUUCCAUUGUGCCUUGGUAAUGAAGAUUAUCUUAAGGACUUUCAACCAUUAUCAAAAGAUGACAUAAGUAACAAAGUAAGAGAACCUCCCAAACCAGAAGAAGGUUCUAAAAUAAAAGUUGUACACUUUGGACUCUUAUGA